This is a messenger RNA of Penicillium waksmanii, 4671 nucleotides long. RefSeq lists its product as uncharacterized. Lineage: Eukaryota; Fungi; Ascomycota; Eurotiomycetes; Eurotiales; Aspergillaceae. The record is from RefSeq and is a predicted model, not a curated record. Gene Ontology annotation, molecular function: ATP hydrolysis activity; protein binding. Gene Ontology annotation, biological process: nucleoside metabolic process. The transcript has 9 exons. The coding region runs from base 1 to 4671 and encodes 1556 amino acids.
AUGGACCGUCUUGCCCGAGUCGAAGAUGACAUUACGCUCUCCCUGGCAGAUUAUACAGUGGCAUGUAUCUGUCCCCUUGGAGUUGAGUGUGCUGCAGUGGAGGCCAUGCUGGAUGAGAUCCAUGACCCUCUCCCAACUAGCAGUGACCGCAACGCUUACACAUACGGCCGACUGGGUGCUCACAAUGUUGUUGUGGCGGUGAUGUCGGAGAUGGGGAACAAUGCGGCAGCUACCACAGCUACGCAACUUCUAAACGACUUUCCUUCCUUGCGUUUCGGCUUGCUGGUGGGUGUCGGCGCUGGCGUUCCUGGAUCGGAGACUGGCGAUGAUAUCCGAUUGGGGGACAUCGUCGUCAGUCAGCCUACGGAUACAUUCGGUGGGGUAGUGCAGUAUGACAUGGGCAAGAAAGUUGUAGAUGGCAACUUUCUGCGAAUAGGACACCUCAAUAAGCCACCUGUGGUUCUGAGCGGCAAUGUGAGGAAACUACAGGCGCAACAUCACAGAAUAAGCAGCAACAUCAGCUCCUAUAUGGCUGAAAUGAUGCAGCGGUAUCCGAAGAUGAAGGGAAAUUACCAGCAUCCGGGCCUUGAACAUGACAACCUUUUUCGGUCGGGCUACGUGCACCAGGGAGGGUCUAGUUGUGAGAAUUGUGAGCGAGGGCAAAUUGUGCCGCGCUGGCUAAGGCGAGAUACCGAACCCAAGAUCUUCUAUGGGACAAUCGGAUCAGCGAACGUGGUGGUCAAGGAUCCAGUGGUUCGGGAUAAAAUGAAGAAGGAUAUGGGAAUCAUUUGCCUCGAAAUGGAAGCAGCCGGGUUGAUGGAUACUUUCCCUUGCCUUGUUGUUCGAGGAAUCUGCGACUACGCUGACUCGCAUAAGAAUAAACGAUGGCAACCAUACGCAGCGAGCACGGCAGCAGCAUAUAUGAAGGAACUGCUGAUGAUCAUCCCUGCUCAGCAGGUUAAGGAAACAAUGAAUGCCCGGGAGUGCACGAAAGCAGUCCUCGAUGCAUUUUUGGGCGCUGUCGAAGAACCUGUCCGCAAGACCGAGAUUAAGGUGCAGCAAAUCCAUAAAAGACAGGAAGAGAACCGUGAAUCCGAGAUCUUUUCGUGGGUCUCAGAAACACCAUACGAAAAGCAUUUCAAAACUGCCAAAGAUGGGUUGCUACCAGAUUCAGGCCGUUGGCUGUUCGAAAAGCCGGAAUUUGCAAAUUGGCUGCAGUCUAAUCAGUCUGGACUAUUUUGGCUGCGUGGGAAGCCUGGGUCGGGAAAAACCAAGCUCUGUGCAAUGAUAGUAGACACAUUGAUCAAACAAGACGCAAAUGUGACCUACUUCUUUUGCAGUCGCAGUUUGAACGGCCCAGAUCGCCAGGAUCCAAAGUCUAUUCUUCGAUCACUACUCCACCAAUUAUCAUCAAAGCCUCAGGACGGAAUUCCAAAGCUACUACGAGAUGCAUACGACAAAAGAUACUCAGCUGGGAUGGCCAGGGACGGAUUGGACUUUGAUGAGUGCCGUGAGUUGAUCGGUGCGCUUCUCAAGGACUAUCCUAGCACCACGAUUGUCAUCGAUGCGCUGGAUGAAUGCAACGAGCAAAAAAGGGGCGCUCUAUUGCAGUCUUUAAGACGCUUCGCGGAUGGCUCUACUACCAGCGUCCGAGUUUUGAUAUCGAGUAGAGACGAUCGUGAUAUUGUAGUCCGGCUCAAGGAUUUGCCAAAUUUCACGAUAAAUAAAAGCGUCACUCGGACCGAUAUAGAGCGAUUUGUGGAGCAAGAGGUCAAGCAGAGUAUUCAAUCCAAAGACCUACUCUACGGUGAAACCACGUCCGAGCUGGAGAGCAAAAUUAUAGCCAAGCUGGUAGUCAAAGCGGAUGGGAUGUUCCUCUGGGUUCGACUUCAAGUCCAACGUCUAUGCCAAAUGCAGACUGAGAACCAAGUGUUAUCCCUUUUAGGACGCCUACCACCGACGCUAAGCGAGACAUACGACCAAAUUUAUGAGAAAAUCGAACAGAGCCCGAGUGCUCAUGAGGCACAUAUAGCCCUGGCAUGGCUGAUGGGUGCUCGAGGGCCUCUUCGUCCCACUCAGUGGGCUUCUGGAACCUCAUGGGCUGUUAACAAAAGUCAAGCUUUGGGAGAUACAAAGCCGAGUCACCUCAGUGCUGAAACCCUGCUUGGUAUGUGUCAGAACCUGGUCGUGUAUGACGAACUACAGAACCAUAUCGUCUACACCCAUAUUUCUGUUCUUGAAUAUCUUGAAAAGAAGCCGCAGUUUUCCAAGCUGUAUCUUGAUACUCUGGCAGCUGAGACGUGUCUUCGAUUCAUGAUUAAUACACGGCUACCAAGGCCAUCAGAUCUGGAGUAUGACUUCUACAAAUAUUCCGCACGACAUUGGAUCAGCCAUGUCAAGGCCAGCGGUCGGUCCGCUCCCUCCGAGCUGGAUGAAUUUCUGGGAAGAUGGGAGGCACCAACAAUGGCUUACCGCGAGUGGAAAGGCGCUGUUGAGGUCUUCGGGCGUCGCCAUCGAGAGUACAACUAUGCAGAUGAGAUUGCGACUCUGACGAACGGUUUACUGCUCGUAGCGUAUUACGGCAUCCGACACACAGCUCUCUGGAAGCGUUCUCGAUAUGAUCCCAACGCAACGGACGAGCGUGGAGUGUCCCUGCUUGCUUUAGCCAGUCAGAACGGGCAGCAAAGAAUCAUAGAGCUACUGGUGCGCAACGGAGCCACCAUAAACCCGGCUCGCAGGCCUAUCGAUGCAAAUACAGCAAUAUGCGCUUACAAGACGCUCUAUUCGUAUGCAGGUCAUUUUCAUGUCGACGACUGCCAUCCCUUGUUCCUUGCUAUUCAGGGUGGUCAUCCCGAGGCCGUUCAGACUCUGCUGGAUCGCGGCGCGAUGUUUCACGAUAAACACGUGCUUGAAGUUGCUGCACGCUGUGGCCCCCCGAGCGUACUUUUCCACAUACUGGAGGGAGAACCUGGCUCUAAAAUAACGACAGAGACUUUGGUAAUGGCUGCGAUGAAUGAGACGCAUCCCCAGAUACUCCAGGCUUGUCUCGGUGCGUGCCGAAGCUCUUGUAUCACCGGGGAAGUACUUGAGGCAAUCCUUGACCAUCGGAAAGACAGAAUGGAUAUAGUAACGCAGCUUCUCGCGCCUCGGAUUACCGCGAGUGUGCUUCUGGGGAUCUGGCGUCGAAAAAGACCAGCAAUUCUCAGACAGCUAUUGGAAUGGGUACCAGGCCUUCCUGUUAGUGAAGAUGUCGUUGAGCGACUGGCACUGGAUACUCCAAUUCGCAAUGACUGUGUGGUCGAAGUCUUGCGAUCCCUUGUCCCUGGUGCUUCUAUUACUUCUCAGACACUCGAGGCUGUAUUCCGUGUGAAGUCUGGUGCUGUCACGCUUCUGAAGGUUCUCUUGAACAGUAAGAGCUGCCGGACUUCAAGUACAGACACAAAGCCAAAAAACGUCAAUGUGGAAAUAGCCUCUUUGGAGUCACUGGUGGAUCUUUUCAAUGAUAAUAUUGACAUUUGCCUAACCGAGAACUUGAUUACCGCUGCCAUUUCUAACCCUGAAGAGGCUCUCAGCCUCUUGGAGCUCCUCCUUUCAAUAGACCCUUUCAUUCCCAUUACCGAAGAAGUUGUUGCAACAGUUCCGUUGAAGAAGAACAUCAUUGAACUGUUAUUGUCGAAGAGCCGGUACAUGGCGACUGGAAACAAACGUAGCAGUAAGGUUUUGCUGCAGAUACAGGAGAAACUUCGUGCUAUCGACUCAUUGAAACCGCCUCUAUCCGGACAAACGACCUCUGGUAUCACGAUUCCGGAGAAACCCGACUCCUUAAAGCCUCGUUCUGUGGUCUUCGAGAUUCGUGCCGCUGCCAUGGCCGGUAAAGAGACUUUGUUCCGCAGGCUCUUUUCCUCGGCCAAUGAAUGUCUCACCAACGACCAAUAUGGGUCAAUAUUUCUGGCUGCAAUCGAAGGAGGGGAUCCUGGUAUAUUACGGCGAUGCAUUGAGUAUGGCGGUAUAUGGCCUGGAACAGAUGAACAUGGUUGGAAUGCAGAACUAAUGGCCUUUUACAAAUGCAACAAAAGUCUUCUGUCGCAAAUUAGAGCGGAAAUUGGAUGGAAACAUACUUCUCCUUUGCCUGCGAGUGCAUGGGCAGAGGACGGUUACUCUGCUCCGGUGCCAUCCAAUGGGAGAAUACUGAGACUUACUAGUACUGAGCAAGAUAAGUCUCGGGCCUGCGCUCGGGCUAAUCAUCCCUUCAUCCCGAGCGGCACAAGCUACUUCGAAGUUAAAAUCAGGGAGCUCAAUGAGUCUGAAUAUAAGAACGAACAGUGGAUUCAAGAACGGGUGGAGAUCGGCGUCAUUGACGAGCUUCUACAAUACAGGCCUGCAUACUAUUCCGAUACUGGGUAUGUGCAUGACUUGUUCCUCACAUGGGAAGUAGGUUGUUUCAAGGAAGGAGACACAGUGGGUUAUGGAAUCGACUGGAAGAGGAAGCAACAGUUCGUCACUGUCAAUGGAGUACGAGAAGAUGUCCAUAUGUCCUUUGAUCAGCUGCACGGGAGGCGACUAUUCCCCUAUGUCCGUGUGUUUGGGAUGUCUGGGAACUGUGAAUUGGAGGCUAACUUUCAGAGCCCCUUUAUGUAUCGCCUGCUGCAGGAGCACGGAGUUGGUUGGUAA